This is a messenger RNA of Colletotrichum phormii, 1211 nucleotides long. RefSeq lists its product as uncharacterized. The transcript has a single exon. NCBI's taxonomy places the organism in Eukaryota, Fungi, Ascomycota, Sordariomycetes, Glomerellales, Glomerellaceae. The coding region runs from base 257 to 739 and encodes 160 amino acids. The record is from RefSeq and is a predicted model, not a curated record.
CCUUCUUGCCGUUUGGACGACGUCGAAUAUUGCUUCAACUUCCAACACCUUAUUUCCACCGUGAUGAGUUUUGAAUUCUCCUAGAAGCCGUCUUCCUCGUUCAAUACAGAUGCCUUGGCUGCAAUAUUGGCCCAUCUAGAUUUUGGAGCCACCACAGAUGACCUACCUUUACAGCAGCACCUAGGCAUCGACCAGACUAACACCGUCUCGCCACUGGUGAUUAGCAGGAUGCAAUCAUUGCUCCAAGUCAAACAACAUGUCGUUCAUGUCACUCUUAUGGAUUUUAUCGAAUGAAAAGACGAAUACAUCGAAACAAUUAAUAGCAAAAAGUCAAUAUAUCCCCAAGCGGGCCUGCUGCCGUCUGACCGACGCGACGAACACCCUCCAUCCCCCCUGCACAUCCUUUGGUCCACCCGUCCGUCGUCUUUCAAUGCGUUGGCGCCUUACAUCGCCCUCUCAGUGUCCCAAUCGCUCAAACCUUUGCUCUCGGGCACCACCUGAUUGGCAAUUUCUCCCUCGUUUCAACUGCGCCGAUGUCCAGUUGGCACCGGCCCAGCGUCCGAAAUGGAUGCAAGUUGCAUCUCGACCCCCAGUGACAGGACCCUGUCGUGCCUGUCUACCUGCCAGCGCGGGAACGCAUCGAGCCAGGGGGCAAGGGGGGUUAGAGGGGGUUGAGCGUCUCGUUCGCUCGUUCGUUCCUAUGAAGGACGUCCGCCCUGCUCUACAAGGAACGACUUAGCUUAUUCAAGAUGAUUGGAGGUGCCGCGGCAACAAACGACCCAAACACAAUUAUGCAGCUCAAACAUUAAAGCAUGUUGAGAGCUGACAUGUUCUCCAGAACAUGUCCUCCUCAACUCCCGUCCACCCUCUCAGCUUGUGCUGGAGGAAGGGAACAGAGAAACGACGGCAAGGUGCCAUGGGGCAGUGUGUAUCCAGCAGCAAUGCCGGCGCUGGCAGCAGCGAUGCCGAGAGGCCUGACGCUCGCUGUCAAACUCCCGGCUGCCAGAGAGUCUGCGAUCCAGGGUCCAGAUCACGAUACUGCGCUCAGCAUGCCGUCUGUAGACGGCAGGGAUGCGCAAGGCCUCGAUACCGCAAGGGCCCAUAUUGUCAGGAACACCUGUGUAAGUGUUCCACCAGGCUGCUUCGGCCCCUCGACAACGUACGAGUUCUCUCUGACUUCAAGACCAGAUACGUGUCGAGUCUCCAGGUGU